This is a messenger RNA of Colletotrichum destructivum, 2526 nucleotides long. RefSeq names its product Putative glucose-methanol-choline oxidoreductase, Cellulose-binding domain, fungal. NCBI's taxonomy places the organism in Eukaryota, Fungi, Ascomycota, Sordariomycetes, Glomerellales, Glomerellaceae. The transcript is spliced from 9 exons. The coding region runs from base 1 to 2526 and encodes 841 amino acids. Gene Ontology annotation, biological process: carbohydrate metabolic process. Gene Ontology annotation, cellular component: extracellular region. The record is from RefSeq and is a predicted model, not a curated record. Gene Ontology annotation, molecular function: flavin adenine dinucleotide binding; oxidoreductase activity, acting on CH-OH group of donors; cellulose binding.
AUGAAGCUCUUCAGCCGUACCGGUGCUCUAGCAGCCCUUCUGGCGGCUACGCCACUUCUCGAUGGAGUCGCCGCGCAGUCCCCCGUCCCGACCACCUUCACCGACCCAGGAACCGGCAUCAUCUUCAACACCUGGUCGGCCAGCAGUGCCCAGACGGCCGGAGGCAUGACCUAUGGUUUUGCCCUGCCUGAGAACGCCCUGACAACCAACGCCAACGAGUUCAUCGGUUACCUGCAAUGCGCAUCCAAGAACGGCCAAGGCACCGGCUGGUGCGGUAUCUCGAUUGGCGGCUACAUGGUCAACAGGCUCCUCGUCGUGGCAUGGCCCAACGCCGGCGAGAUCCUCACCUCGUUCCGCUGGGCAUCCGGCUUCGAGAUGCCCCCCGUCUACGCCGGCGACGCCAAGCUGACGCAGAUCGCGUCCACCAUCAACGCAACGCACUACACCCUCAUCUACCGCUGCCAGAACUGCUUCCAGUGGGACCACAACGGCGUCACGGGAAGCAUCCCCACCAGCGCGGGAGGCAUGGCCCUCGGCUGGGUCCAGGCCUUCAACAGCCCGACCAACCCGUCUUGUCCCGCCAACAUCGUUUUGGCCCAGCACGACAACCAGGGCAUCCACGGCGCCGGACUGGACACCACCGUGGCCAACCCCUCCUACUCGGCCUGGGCUGCCCUCGCCACCAAGACCGUGACCGGUAACUGCGGAGGCGGCUCCACGGCCACGUCGGCGCCGACCUCUACGGCGACCGGCGUCCCGGGACCCACCGGGGUGCCCGUGCCCUCCGGCACGUACGACUAUAUCGUGGUCGGAGCCGGCGCUGGCGGCAUCCCGCUCGCCGACAAGCUGAGCGAGGCAGGUAAGAGCGUGCUGCUGAUCGAAAAGGGACCGCCGUCCUCGGGCCGAUGGGGCGGCACCAUGAAGCCCGCUUGGCUCGAAGGCACCAACCUGACCAGGUUCGACGUGCCUGGUCUCUGCAACCAGAUCUGGCGCGCCUCGGGCGGAAUCGCCUGCCAGGACACCGACCAGAUGGCCGGCUGCGUGCUCGGCGGAGGCACGGCCAUCAACGCCGCUCUUUGGUGGAAGCCCUACGCCCAGGACUGGGACUACAACUUCCCCUCGGGCUGGAAGUCGAGCGACGUCGCCGCCGCGACGAGCCGCGUCUUCUCCCGCAUCCCUGGCACCACGACGCCGUCCCAGGACGGCAAGGUCUACCUCACCAACGGCUUCAACGCCAUCGCCGGCGGCCUGCGCACCUCGGGCUGGCGGGAGCUCGACCUCAACGCCAACCCCAACGCCAAGAACCGCACGUUCGGCAAGACGCCCUACAUGUACUCGGGCGGCGAGCGUGGCGGGCCCAUGGCGACGUACCUGGUCUCGGCGAGCAAGCGCGGCAACUUCAAGCUGUGGACCAGGACGGCCGUCAGGCGCGUCGUCCGCUCGGGCGGGCACAUCACGGGCAUCGAGGUCGAGCCCUACCAAGAGGGCGGCUACGUCGGGACGGUCAACGUGACCCCCGUCACGGGCCGCGUCAUCCUGUCGGCCGGCACGUUCGGGAGCGCCAAGGUGCUGCUGCGCAGCGGCAUCGGGCCGACGGACCAGCUCGAGGUCGUCAAGGGCACCACGGACGGGCCGACGAUGAUCGGCAACUCGUCGUGGAUCAACCUGCCUGUGGGGUACAACCUCGAGGAUCAUACCAACACCGACACCGUCGUCACUCACCCGGACGUGCAGUUCUACGACUUCUACGCCGCCUACGUCGGCCCCAACGCCACCGAGAAGGACGCCUACCUGCAGAAGCGGAGCGGCAUCCUGGCCCAGUCCGCGCCCAACAUCGGGCCCCUAUUCUUUGAGGAGAUCAAGGGCGCAGACGGCAUCACGCGCCAACUGCAGUACACGGCUCGCAUGGAGGGCAGCCUCGACGUCCCCGACGGCAAGGCCAUCACCAUCAGCCAGUACCUCGGCCGCGGCGCCACCUCGCGCGGCCGCAUGACCAUCAACGCCGCCCUCAGCACCGUCGUCUCCACGCAGCCGUACCUGAACGACCAGAACGACGUCGAGGCCGUCAUCAAGGGUCUCGAGAACCUGCAGGCCUCGCUCCGCGGCGUGCCCAAUCUCAUCUGGAACUUCCCUCCGCCCGGUACCUCGGUCCGGGACUACGUCAACAGCACGCCCAAGACGUACACAAGCCGCCGCGCGAACCAUUGGAUCGGCACCAACAAGCUCGGCACCAGAGACGGCCGCAGCGCAGGCGACGCCGUCGUCGACCUCAACACAAAGGUCUACGGCACGGACAACCUCUUCGUCGUCGACGCCUCCAUCUUCCCGGGCAUGGUGACGACGAACCCGUCGUCGUACAUAGUCGUCGCCGCAGAGCACGCCGCCGCGCGCAUCCUCGCCCUCGCGACCGCGACCGCGCAGCCGCUGUACGCCCAGUGCGGCGGGUCGACGUGGAACGGCAGCUUCCAGUGCGCCGCCGGCCUGAAGUGCACCUUCAAGGACGCGUACUACUCGCAGUGUCUCUAA